Messenger RNA from Varroa destructor (honeybee mite), 4896 nucleotides. RefSeq lists its product as uncharacterized. Gene Ontology annotation, molecular function: RNA helicase activity; nucleic acid binding; zinc ion binding. NCBI's taxonomy places the organism in Eukaryota, Metazoa, Arthropoda, Arachnida, Mesostigmata, Varroidae. The record is from RefSeq and is a predicted model, not a curated record.
ACAGGUUCUACUCAGGUGUCUUCUUGAAGCGAUAACAGCCUUGAUUGGAUAAUGUAUAUGCUGUCAAACUUCAUGCUUCUCUAAAUGUGAUAGCGGUACCGAUAAAGGUUUCAGCCUUUUCUAUUCUCCAUUUAGUGUUAUAUAUUAAGUUCCUAUUCAAUUUUAACAUGAUAUGACGAGAAUAGUCGCAGUCGGUACUUCGCAACAAAAAAAUAGAUCUUAUCUGCUGUUUUCUCAGUUAGUGUUCUCGUCUGAGGGGCGGCUUUGUAAUCACGUGACUAAAACCUGAUGUGAUCAUCUGCAAUCCAAAUCGUUGAUAGGAUUCGCAUGAAAUUCGCCAACGUAACGCAUAGAAGGUGAAAAACGAUAUGUCAUGUACAUAUUUUCUCCACAUUAACGUAUUUUUCUCACUUUAAUGUUUUAUAUUUAAGCAUUUAACUGGCUAUUAUCCAGUAAAUUCCUGCAUGUUGAAUUUUACUCAAAACACUACGUGCUGAGCCUUAGGACGUCAGCCGUAAUCAUACGUAUAUAUAUAUAUAGUAGUCCCUACAUCAUGUAGAUGUAGAUAAACGUAAAUGGAUCGAACGCACCUUAACAGCUGACUUUAUAAAGAUUUGUUUUUAGAGCUGGCAGUACUUUCGUGUCCUUUCAAAUAUCUUCUGAAUCAAUACAAGCUCGACUCAUGUGUUUUUUGAGGGCGUUGUAAUACCGUUGUAUUAAGAAAACCGAGCGACUACCCAAGGCAGCAUGCGCCAGAGCUAAUACCACCUCUUUAAGCUCACGAUGCGUACUAUCAACCGCUAAAGCAUAUCGGUUUUUCUAAUAGACGCUCAUUCGAUUACACCUUACCACUGCAAACUGCAGUUCUUGCUUAUUUUAUCUCAAAGGAUAUUUGAAUCUCGCUUUUUACAAUACAUAUUGAUUAUGCUGUUUUUUUUCAGUAUGUCGUAUAUACAUGUGAUUUCAAGUCCAUCCAACCAACGUUUAUCGAAAUGACAUAUAUUUUCCCCCUACUUACGACAAAGGUUUUUAUAGGCGUUGCAUGCGAUUUCGUCCAUUUGAAUACUGAAUUUACCAGAACUGAGUUUUGGACAUUCUACAGUGGGACCUGGUUUGUAUAUGAUGUAUAUUUUUGACGUGUGUGAACAAAGCAGUGUUUUAAGGAUUUAAGAGAAGCGAAUUUUCGCAGUGAGUUUGUUAUGAACCUUUAGUCGGAUACUAGCAAUGUCCAACAAAAUGCCUCCAGACCGGAAGCCCUUUAAUUAGUUGGUGGUCUAUUUCCGUUUUCGUUUUCAUUAGCAAACACGCCGAAUUGGCAUGCCAGCUUCUUCACGUCGUUGACUGCGGUACGUUAUGUUAGCUUUAGUAUAAAUCUUGCUUGGCAUAAAAAUAUCGACUUUCUUACUAAAUUAAAUUGACACGGCUGGUCUUCAUACCUAUUAGCAAUUCAGUGAUGAUCGGCGGUUCAGCCUCCUUCGUUUCCUAGAAUAAUCAUUUUUCGCGCUUGUUUCGUAGGAUCAGCCUUACAACUUUCUUAAGUUCUUCAUCAUUGCCGGCUUUUAUUUGUGGACUACGUCCGAGAUUAAUGAACUUUUGUGUUGUUUAUCAAGUUGGGAUAUAUGCAUGUAGAUAAUGGUAUUUUGUAAGGAAAACGCUUUAGGCUAAGUAGAAAUUAAUCUGGUUUUAUCUUUGACGUGAACCUGUUGAGUUUCACUUAUCACAGGCCAAACAAUUUUUCCAUUGUCAGUGUGUAGUUACGGUGCCUUAACUGUAUGCCAGUCACAUUGCACGACAUUGGCAUACUAACUUCAUAAGCAUUCUAUGUCUGACUGAUCUAAUCUUCUCUAAUUUUUCUAAACAUUGUGAAAUUUUUAUGUGGCUUUUGUAAUUGUCUUAGUAACCUGACGCACAGAAGUCGAAAACUCUCGAAGUAUUCAUAUUUACGACUGUUUUUUCGACAAAAAGAAAGUUAGUCAAAGGCGAAAUACCGAGUCAUAGCACGGACUGGUGAAAGAAUUUGAUUCUUCCUCAUAGCGUACAUCUAGAUGAAACGUUAGGGUGACAUUUUGUAGUCAGCUUAAUUAUGUGACCGAAUGGGGCAUCGUUUAAUUUAAUGCGCUGUUUACAUAUGCAAGCGAUCCCAUUGUGUAUGUGUCUAAUGCUCUUCUAUUCAGGAUUUUGUUUUUAAUCGUCAAAGCAUUUAGUUAACAAAUUCGAACGACAUCCGUUGUGCGCAGUAUAUUAACAGCAGGGCUUUCUGAGUGACUGAAGGCUUCUCCGGGUGCAUGCUAUGGUGGUUAAAACAAAUCUUUUCAGGGUUCUUAGGCACCUUUGGAGGGUAUUUUUAGAUGCUGCAUGAGUCUGGGCUUAUUAUCAGGGCUUUAUUGUUACGUAGGCCAACUUGAUUUUUAUACAAAUUCCCCGUUUGAACUGUACGUUGAACGCUAAUUCAUGUUAAGCAUAUGUUCUGUCUCUUUCUUCGUAUAAUAAGUAGUAGAAGGGUUGUAUUUUUUUCGUUUAUUUACUUGGUCUUAAAAAUCGAACAAUAUAUUUUUAAGCCUUACGUGCAAUCAAAGUUGUGGUAAAUGUUUCAUGGCUUUCUAUAAGAGAACCAAAGGUCUUAUUUAAAUGAUGUUGUUGUUAAAAUGACACGUUAUUUUUCAUCGCUAACGAUUUUUUAGUUGUGCUAAUAUUCAAGCACUUCUCGCAGUCCUGCAGGCAAAUCGAUCGAGAGCUCAGUAUCGGCGUUGGGCAUAUCAUUCGGAGGAAUAAUUUUAAAGCAUGGAGUAAGUCAACGUUGGAAAUUCAGAUAGCGGCUGGCAAGGCAACGAUGCUGCCAACGUGGAAGAUGCGUCUGAGUCUUUCAGCUCGGAGUUCGAUGCUGCCGGUUAUCAGAACACUGGAAUUUCCGACAGCGUGUCGUAAGUGUAAUGAAGUGGGUCAUAUGGCCCGUGAAUGCUAUAAUGCGUCCUCGGGAAGAAACCGAGGACGUUUCAAUUGCGGGCAGUCAGACCACUUAAAAGGAGUCUAUCUCGAGUCAUCUAGAGACAGAGCUUGUCGAAAGUGUAAUGAGGAAAGGUACAUUGCGCGUGAUUGCCUUAGUGCUCCCCAAAGAGGAAGCCGCGUAUGUUUUAACUGCAGACAGCUAGGCCACAAAAAGUCCGAGUCUCCCAGGCAGAGUGGGCCUUUAGAUUGCUGGAAUUGUCACUGGGAAGGCCACAAAUCCGCGGACUGUGUGAACAAGCCCGGCCAGAGGAUUAGUAAACACGGCCAGCCGGUGCCGAAGCCAGCUACAUAUGUACCCGGAUUAGGUAGCGUAACUGAAAUGAUGUCGGAAUUAUGCUACGGUAAUGGAAAUAUACAGCGCUUUGACCAAGACAAGGUGACGGUUAGCGAUGCCGCAUUUGCUGUGCCUCUACAAAGCUUCGACGAAAUUGGAUUCUGUCCUGUGCUCUUGGAGAAGGUAAAUAGACUCGGCUACGCGACUCUGACACCAAUUCAACGCUUCUCCAUUCCUGUAAUCAUGGCUGGGAAAGAUCUUAUUGCAUGUUCGCAAACUGGUUCGGGGAAGUCCGCUGCGUUCAUUUUGCCAAUUUUACAGAAGAUCAUGAACGAUAAGACUUUGCCGGACCGGGCAUCGAUAGCCGGUAAAAAAACCCAGAAGCCCUUGGUAGUAGUUAUUUCGCCGACAAGAGAACUGUGCAGACAGCUUAAUGACCAUUUUCGAGUGAUAUCCGACGAGACUCCACGACGUAUCGGCGUGGCAUACGCCUAUGGUCGAACUCACGUUCAGUCGAAUCGUGGCGAUAUUCGCCGUGGUACACACGUUCUGUGCGCUGUACCCGGCCGUCUUAAGCAAUUUUUAGAAGAUGGCACAAUUUCAUUUUCGGAGGUCAGGUACAUCAUACUAGACGAGGCAGAUCGAAUGCUGGAUCACGGCUUCGAGGAAGAUAUACGCUUUUUCAACGCACACAAAUCGAUGCCCCCAAAAGAGAAUCGGCAAAUGCUCAUGUUUUCUGCGACAUUCCCACCUGAAGUUGAACAGCUCGCCCGACAGAUUAUGCGCUCAAAGAAUACGGUCAAAGUUGUCGUCGGAACUUUGGGCGGGGUUAACGCCGAUGUGACGCAGAGCUUUAUCGAAACACAAAACUUCUCUGAAAAACGGGAACAGCUAAUAAAAAUACUUGAUGAUUAUCCAACGGUGAAAAGGAAUACGCAAGUGGACAAAAGUGAACGAGAUCGAAUUAUCGUUUUCGUUGAACAAAAAAAAAGGGCUGAUACUAUUGGCCUGUUCUUGAAUCUGCAGGGCUAUGCUACGACGACCAUGCACGGUGAUCGAGAACAGGAGCAACGCGAGGAAGCAUUGAGAACGCUUAAGCAAGGCGAAUAUCCUAUUCUUGUUGCGACUGCGGUAGCCGCUCGAGGUCUUGAUAUUAAGGCGGUAUCGCUAGUCAUCAAUUUCGAUUUGCCGAAGGACAUAGACGACUAUGUUCACCGUGUGGGUCGUACAGGGCGUGUUGGUCGACCAGGAAAGGCAAUCUCAUUUUAUAAUGGUGAAAGUGAUUCGUCGUUGGCGCCAGCGUUGAUACAGGCUCUGAACGAGUGUGGGCAGCCUGUCCCAGACUUCCUCUCAAAUAGCGCUUCCGGCAAUUACUUCAACGAAACUUCCAAGGAAGAUGAUGGCAAUACAGAUGAAUGAACGUUAUGAUGUGCGACGAAAGGCCACCACUAAUUAAAUGGAAUAACUGAAGUUGGAAUCGGAGUUGGAGUCGGUUGGAAAUGGUUCACUCACUAGGGAAAUUUUAUACGGCGCUCACAGCAUGAAGCCAAACAAAUGACAAGCCGCAGAACGUAGAAAAAGACGUAAUGUUCCCCUGGAACUAUAGCUUUUUAGUU